Ruditapes philippinarum (Manila clam) is the source of this 1367-nucleotide messenger RNA. RefSeq lists its product as uncharacterized. The transcript has 2 exons. The record is from RefSeq and is a predicted model, not a curated record. NCBI's taxonomy places the organism in Eukaryota, Metazoa, Mollusca, Bivalvia, Venerida, Veneridae. The coding region runs from base 73 to 648 and encodes 191 amino acids.
AAAUUUUUAAAUGUAAGAGGAAACGGAGAAGGAACAUUGUGCAGUUAUUCUCGUGAUAAAACAAAUUCUCACAUGACUUUAAGAUGGAUCAAACCGGAGAGAUAUAUUGGUGAUACUAUUGUUGAAUUUGAUGCAUGUAGUUUUUCUACCUUAAGUGUUACCGGUGCAAAUGAAGGUAAUUUUGAAUUGAGUCCUAAUGAUGAAAGUACAUCUGGGGAAGAUGAGGAAACAUCUGAGGAAUAUGGAAGCUCUUUUCUAAGCGUUAAAGAGGCUAACAGUGACAAUACUGAAAAUACCGUUAGAGGACGAGAUCAGGAAACUGUUACCAUUUAUGAGCGUAAGCCUACAUUGACUCAAUCAGAUAUAGAUAAUGAAAUUCUUUGUGAAUUUUGCGUUGAAAUAAAAGCCACUCACUUUUGUAAACUAUGUAAAGGAGAUGGAAUGCGUAUGUGUCACAGGUGUUUAAGGUGCCAUGCGAGGCUAACCAAUCACCAGAGUGAUGUGAUGUCACUUUUAAGCAAUACCGAAAGUUUGAAUUUAGUCCAUGGUUGCAAAGAACGCAGAUCACACGAAAGACCUCCAGAUAAAGUAGUUGAUAGGCAGCCAUCACCACCCGUGUUAAAACUAUCUAAAUAUUGUAGCAGAUAAGGACACACAUACUUGUAUUGCGAUUGAUUUUACCCGAAUGGCAAAUGGCAAUCUUUUGGAUGCCGAUUUUUCCAACAAAUGUUUGAAAAUAUUUAACUUCGACAAUUUACACCUGAAAAACGUAUUUUACCUAGACGACCAUCCGGUGUGUAUCACGUGUUUCCCCAACAACACCGUAGCAGUAGCGUAUAUAAAGGUUCUAUGUCUGGAAAAAAUUGAGGAAAGUCAUGAAAGAUUGGCAAUCUACAAGGAAAUGGACAAUUGCAAUGGACUAAAGAGCGUUGGGGAAUACCUAUAUUACUUAGGCGGCACCUCAUGCACUGCCUCCAUAUACCACCAACAAGGCUCAAAAAACCUUUCACAUGUAAGAACUAUCGAAUAACAACAAUAUGGCAUCAAUCAUCCGGAACAAAUUGAUGUUGACCAAUCUAGAAACACCAUUUAUAUCACCGAUGCAGCCCUAUAUGUGUAUGCUUUAGAUGUAAAUGAAAAACUUCUUAUGAGUAUGCCAUUAUGUGAACAACAUGAUGUCUCUUCGGAUACUGCUAGUAAUGUGUAUGUUUGUUAUUUUAACUCAGACAAAGUUUUAAGAAUCACUAAAAAAGCUUCCAGUUGCAAAACGUUCUUGCCAGACAUUACUAUCGCUGUACAGUGUUCGGUAUAUUUCGACCACAAAAGAAGGCGGAUUUUCAUCGGCAUGUACAAGAAUAACUUAAUUU